Molecule: messenger RNA, 1005 nt
Organism: Limanda limanda (common dab)
Lineage: Eukaryota; Metazoa; Chordata; Actinopteri; Pleuronectiformes; Pleuronectidae
Product: mitochondrial nicotinamide adenine dinucleotide transporter SLC25A51-like
Exons: 2
Coding region: 1-1005 (334 amino acids)
Source: RefSeq, a predicted model, not a curated record
AUGUCGGUUUUUCCACUGGCUCAGCACAUUGGCAAAGGGUUGGACAUGUGGGAGGGGGUGAGGGUGAGUGAGGGCACCAUGGACUCGGAGUCAGCCCGGACACCUCAGCCCCAGAUGGCCCUUUCUAAAGAAGACCGCUCCCUGCUGCCUACUGGGGCUCUGAAUUCUACGCUGGGCCAUCAAGGGAAGCACUAUGUCUGUGGCUCCAUUGCAGCUUUUACCAAUAUCAUGGUGACCUUCCCUAUCCAGAAGGUGCUGUUCCGCCAGCAGCUGCAUGGUGUGUUGGCGGGGGAGGCAGUGCGGCAGCUCCAGAGGGAGGGGCUGAGUAAUCUUUACCGGGGCCUGUUGCCCCCACUGCUCCAGAAGUGCACCACGGCGGCCAUCAUGUUUGGCCUGUACGAGGACUUCUCUCGAGUCUUGUUGGACCGGGCUGAUAGCAGUGGUGUGCCGGAGCUGGCCACAAGAAGCUUUGCUGCAGCAUUGGCAGGAUCUGCAGAGGCCUUCCUGACGCCAUUUGAGCGUGUGCAGACUCUCCUACAAGACCAUCGGCACCACGGCCGCUUCAACAGCACAGCCCACACCUUCCGGAUGCUUCUGGCUGGGUAUGGUGUCAGAGAGUGCUACCGUGGCUUUGUGCCUAUACUCCUCCGUAACAGCCUCAGCAAUGUGCUCUUCUUUGGGCUCCGGGGGCCCAUUAAAGAGCACCUCCCAGAAGCCACUAGCCGAGGAGGUCACAUGGUGAAUGAUUUUGUGUGUGGAGGGGUGUUGGGGUCCACCCUGGGCGUUAUGUUCUAUCCAUCAAAUGUGGUGAAGUCCCGGGCCCAGUCUCAGGUUGGUGGACCCUUCCAGUCUUGCAGAAAGGUGCUGCUGACAGUGUGGAGAGAGAGGGGGGGGAGUGUGGCCAUGCUCUACAGAGGGGCUCACCUCAAUUACCACCGAUCACUCCUCUCCUGGGGGAUCAUCAACGCCACCUAUGAGCUGCUGAAAAAGGAAAUAAUGAAUUAA